Molecule: messenger RNA, 2128 nt
Organism: Alosa alosa (allis shad)
Lineage: Eukaryota; Metazoa; Chordata; Actinopteri; Clupeiformes; Clupeidae
Gene: znf622
Product: zinc finger protein 622
Exons: 7
Coding region: 105-1484 (459 amino acids)
Biological process (GO): ribosomal large subunit biogenesis
Cellular component (GO): preribosome, large subunit precursor
Molecular function (GO): nucleic acid binding; zinc ion binding
Source: RefSeq, a predicted model, not a curated record
AAGCAUUUUGACAUAGCACCCAGUCAAAGGUCAUUGCUAACGUCACUCCCCUCGUGUUGGCCAGUUGUUUUGCUACGUACUUUGCUGUUGCAGGCAAGGCAACCAUGUCAUACACUUGUAUAAGCUGUCGGGUGGCUUUUACCGAUGGUGAUGUGCAGCGGGCGCACUACAAGACCGAUUGGCACCGGUACAAUCUGAAGCGCAAAGUGGCCGACAUGCCCCCCGUCACCGCCGAGAACUUCCAGGAGCGCGUGAUGGCACAGCGGGCAGCAGCCGAGCAACAACAGCAUCAGCUAGAUCACGGCAGUGGGCAGAUGUGCGCCACCUGCAACAAACACUUCAACAGCGCUAAUGCGUACACCAACCACCUUCAAUCCAAUAAACAUCUGCAGGCCGAAAAACGUGCGCUGGCUGCUGCUCAGGCAACUGUCCAGCGGAUGAACGAGAAGAACCUAGAAAAGGGAGCGGAGCUGGAUAAAAAUGCCCAAAACGAGGCGCUGCAGCAAGCGCUGAAGGAGCAACAGAAACAUACACCCUCUGAAGCCACAUCUACCGAGAAGAAGGACCGAUUGCGUCCAGACAAACCCCCACGGCUACAGUGGUUUGAACAGCAGGCAAAGAAGAUAGCGGGAGAAGACGAAGAAGAUGAGGAAGAGGAGUGGGAGGAUGUUGACGGUGGUGAUGAUGACGACGACGAAGAAGAGAUGGAAGCUGAUGAUGAAGAGGAGGCAGAAGAGGAGAUGGAGGAGGGUUUGUCAGAGAAGCCUGAGCCUAUCCCUGGGUCCAUUCCAGUCACAGAUUGCCUGUUCUGCAAGCACCACUCGCGCUCUAUCAGCAGGAACGUGGCCCACAUGACUAAAGUGCACAGCUUCUUCCUGCCCGAUGUGGAGUACCUAGUGAACCUGCGGGGACUCAUUGCUUACCUGGGAGAGAAGGUGGGAGUCGGGAACGUGUGUCUGUGGUGUAACGAGAAGGGCCGGUCAUUCUACUCUGCGGAGGCGGUGCAGGCCCACAUGGUGGAUAAGAGCCACUGCAAACUAUUCACAGACGGAGACGCUGCGCUGGAGUUUGCAGACUUCUAUGAUUUCAGGAGUAGCUAUCCUGACGCUAAAGAUGGCGAUGAUGUGGAGAUGAGGGAUGGAGAGUUGCCUGAUGACAAGAACGUGGAGUUUGACGACGACACUCUGGAGCUCACGCUACCCUCAGGUGCCAAGAUAGGACACCGCUCCCUGAUGCGUUACUACAAGCAGAAGUUUGGCAACCAGAGAGCUGUGGUUCUGGCGCAUAACCAGAAUGCCGUGGGCCGGGUUCUCAGGCAGUACCGAGCCCUUGGCUGGGGAGGAGAUGGAGGUAAACUGGGUUCGCUGCGGCAGCAGAAGGACAUGCAGUAUGUGCAGAGGAUGAAGUCGAAGUGGCAGCUGAAGAUGGGCAUGAACAACAACACCGUCAAACAGGCCCACUUCAGAUCUUCAGUCAUGUUUUAAAUGACCCACUCCACCCAGCCACCACACCUCUGCUGGCCUCUCUGCAAAGAGGUCCUGCAGGAAAGCCCUCUCCUCUACAUCCUCUAGUGCUCAGCAAUGCAGCCCUGUGGCAGUUCAGCAGUUGGUUCCUGUGUGUCCGUGUGAUGGGGCCAAAGGGCUGUACUACAAAGUGAAAUUAGUGGUAUGUCGAGCCUAAAGCCUGAGGCACAUUCAGAUUUGGCAACAGAGGUGAACGCCUGGCGAUUUGUUUGCCAAAUUUGAGCAUGCUUCAGGCUUUAGGCUCAACAUGGCACUAAUUUUGCUUUGUUUUAUACCUCCUGAAAACCUGUUGAAAUGCUUACUGAUGUUAUAUCCCUAAACAGUCAACUAUGACUAUGGAUUGCUUCUAGGAGAUGUUACUACUCAUACUAGACUAUCCAUUUCUUCUGAUCAGCAGGUAAACCUCUUCAUAGGAAUAAUAAGCGCUUUACUGAUUAUAGUGUGAAAUAACUAAUUAUAAGAGAGUCUUGAUUUUACAUGGACCACAGACAUUUGUAAUUGUGUGACAAAAUAACAGCUUAUGAUUUCUAUUGUGUAAGAUAUUUCUGUAACAAAUAUGUACAGACUAAACAAAUAAAGUUCAGCACAGGUAGUUUUUGAUCUCC